AUGUCUAUUGCUAAAAAAGAAAAAGCAGCUUCAACAAUUUUGUUAGGUAGGCCGAAAGGGACUCUAAAAAUGGGUCUAGUCGGGUUGCCUAACGUUGGAAAAUCAACAACGUUUAAUUUCUUAUCAAAGCUUUCAGUACCAGCAGAGAACUAUCCAUUUUGUACUCUCGAACCGAAUCUUGCUCGAAUAAGUGUUCCGGACGAAUAUUUUGACAAUCUCUGUAGGAUCUAUCAGCCUAAAAGUCAAGUCAGCGCAACUUUAUCUAUUAUGGAUAUCGCCGGAUUAGUAAAAGGAGCGCAUAAAGGUGAAGGACUUGGUAAUUCUUUUUUAUCCCACAUUCAGCAAGUAGACGGUAUUUUUCACGUAGUUCGAGCUUUUGAUGAAGACAAUAUUGUUCAUUCAGAAGGUGCUGUAAAUCCAGUUAACGAUCUCCAAAUUAUAUAUGAUGAGUUACGUUUGAAAGAUCUUGAUAGAUGUCAGAAGCUUUACGACGAUAUGAAAAAGCUUGUCGAUCGUGGCCAAAAUAAAAAUCUUGCGGGUCCAUUUGAAAUGUUACAGACUUUUCUCAACCACUUGAAAAACGGAAAUUGGAUUUCCAACAGGAUGAACUGGUCCCUAAAAGAAGUCGAAGCUUUAAAUGAUUAUUGUUUUUUGACAGCAAAACCAGUCAUCUACUUAGUCAAUAUGAAUAUUAAAGAUUAUCUUCGAAAAAAGAACAAGUAUUUGGUAAAGAUACAUGAAUGGGUAGAAAAAAAUAUGAGAGGACCAAUUAUUCCAUACAGUGCUGACUAUGAAAAAACAUUGAUUGACGAUCCUGCCAGUUUGCAGCAACAUGUUUCUGCAGUUCAAAAGAUUAUUUUAACUGGUUACUCAACUCUUCAGUUGAUUCAUUUUUACACUACUGGUAAGGACGAAGUAAAGUGCUGGACUAUCAGGGAAGGUACAAAAGCACCACAAGCUGCUGGAGUUAUUCAUACAGAUAUGGAAAAAGGAUUUAUUUGCGCAGAAGUAACAAGAUACGAUGAUUUAAUUGAACUUGGCUCAGAACAAGCAGUCAAAAAUGCUGGAAAAGUUGCAACCAAAGGUCGCGACUAUAUUGUGCAAAACCGAGAUAUUAUGUUUUUUAAAUUUAAUCCGAAUAGAUUAUUGAAUCUGAUUAGCAAUUUAAUAAAUUUAUAA
Dermatophagoides pteronyssinus (European house dust mite) is the source of this 1179-nucleotide messenger RNA. Its product is annotated as obg-like ATPase 1. The record is from RefSeq and is a predicted model, not a curated record. NCBI's taxonomy places the organism in Eukaryota, Metazoa, Arthropoda, Arachnida, Sarcoptiformes, Pyroglyphidae.